Ceratitis capitata (Mediterranean fruit fly) is the source of this 3008-nucleotide messenger RNA. RefSeq names its product zinc finger protein 708. The record is from RefSeq and is a predicted model, not a curated record. Gene Ontology annotation, cellular component: nucleus. Gene Ontology annotation, molecular function: zinc ion binding; RNA polymerase II transcription regulatory region sequence-specific DNA binding; DNA-binding transcription factor activity, RNA polymerase II-specific. The coding region runs from base 717 to 2861 and encodes 714 amino acids. Lineage: Eukaryota; Metazoa; Arthropoda; Insecta; Diptera; Tephritidae. The transcript is spliced from 5 exons. Gene Ontology annotation, biological process: regulation of transcription by RNA polymerase II.
AUUGCUUAUUUAUCGAAGCUGAAAAUCAAUAUCUGUUUCGAAAGGUAUAAUGAAAUCGGGGUAAUUUUUAUUUUUGUCGAAGAUAACCAAAACCGAUUUCACCGAAUCAGCUGAAAACAUACUUGUGUAAAAAAAUUAAUUUUUAUACUGGCUUUAACACAUUUGUAAGUUUUAAUAAAAAAUUAAAUGACUAGAAGUGAUCGUAUUUUCGAUGAUAGAAGAAUUUCGGGAAACCAAAAAGAAAAUAAAGCUCAAAAUUUUAAGGGAUAAGAGCAAUCUUUUGUAGCGGCACUGCGGUUGUGGCAGGAGGCUCCUAUAAACGGUGUGUGGGCAAUGACUCAUAUAUCUUCUUAACGCGACAUACAGUGUUUACCUUAUGAUGAAUGGAACGACAAUUCGGAAGCGGAGAGCUCGUGACCAUUUUUACACCAAGAACCGUAUUCCAGCGAUUAAAUCAUUUCUGUAACGCACCAAAUCCACACAAAUUCUUUUUCGAGUAUGUAGCCGGUUUCAAAUCUGAUUUUGUAACAGCCCUGAUUGAAAACAAACCGACUGCAAAUAUCAGGGAAUCGAUAAUAGCGUUGUAUCGUUAGAGUUAGGCUUCAUCGCUAUGUUAUUUGCAAUAUUAACAAAUAACUCAGAAUUUUUUGUUUGUUUGUAAUUAUAACGAAAAUUCAUUAGCAUAAUUAGUUUAUUAUGCUUAAUUUAGGACUAAAAUGAAUGAAAAUUCUAUAAAAACAUAUUGUCGGGCUUGUAUGCGAGUGAUUUUCGAAGGAGCUGUGAACUUGAAUUAUAGCGUAUUGGCUGACGCUAAAACGUUGUUUACUUACUUCACUGCAUGCACGCAACUACGGGCGGAAUUGGGUGAUGAACUUCCUCAAAUUUUAUGUAGGAGCUGCGCACAACACCUUCAAGAUGCCUACAAUUUUAUUAGAAAAGCUAAGCAGACUGAAAAAAAGCUGAAGAAAAUCCUGGCAGAACAGAAAGCAAAGAAUCAUGGUGCCAACGGGCAACAAGAGAAUAUAAUGCACUUCGAAUAUGACCCUCUUGAAGAAGUGGCAACUAUGGAGUGUGGUUCUGACCUGGAUACGGGUUCAGAAAGAAAAGAUGAAGAUGAUAUGAAAGCAGACGACAAUAAUUCUGAACUUGAAGUAACAGAGUUGAAUUUGAUUUCAGAAAGAAAUGAUGAAGACACGGAAGACGGAAUAAAUGACGGCGAUGAUAAAAAUGUUUCUAUCACAAAGGAUAAUUCUAAAGGUUCAGUAAAACAUAACUGUGCGGACAACGAUUUCAUUGUGGAUCUUGAUUCUGAUUAUUCAAUGCAAAGUGAUGAAGAAGAAAAGGACAUUGUGAUUUCAAAAAAUAAUAGAGUAGUACAUACAGGCUGCUCUCUCUGUGAUUACAAAUAUACUACUCUAAGCAAACUGAAAGAACAUAUUUUUCAGAUGCACAAAUCCCACAUUCUCUGCUUAAAAUGUCCAAAAGUUUAUGAGUUCCCUAACGAGUUGCAGAUGCAUGAAUAUCUUGUACAUGCCACAGAAUCACCAAUGCAAUGCAAUUGGUGCAGACAAACUUUUAAAAGAGAAGAGUUGCCUAAACAUUUUCAGAACAGACACUGGGAUGCACAUAAAAAAUAUUUUCCACAGAAUAGAUCCCUCGGUCAGAGUACCUCUGAUACUUCGGAAUUCCCUUGCGAAUCUUGUGAAAAGAGUUUUCCAUCCAUACUAGAAUUAGCUGACCACACCAAAGAAUGCAAGUUUAACUGUCCAAUAUGUUUAAAGAGCUUUAAAAAGCUAUGUUCAUAUAGGGCACACUUAAGACGUAUACAUGAUCGAACCAUUAGGAGUAUAAAGAAAGAAUUUAAAGGCGGACAGGAGCAACAAGAGAGUACCAUUCGAGAAGAAAUGGAGUCUGAAAGCAAUCAACACUCAGAUAAGGAGGACAACAGUACAAAACUCUAUGCAUGCCCAUUUUGUGAUAAACUAUUUAAACAUCGAACUUCUUUUUACAAUCACAAAACACAGGAGCAUCAAGAUAUGACAUCGACUGAUGACAAUAGCACAUCAGCUAAUGUUGAAAUAGAAGAGAGUAAAUUAAAGUAUCCGGAUAAAAGUGCCAAAAAAUUCUUGUGUUCGUUUUGCCCUCGCGAUUUCAGUACUGAAUUAUCUGUUAAAUCGCAUGAGAAAAAGAUUCAUUUGGGCGAGAGACCAGAGCAAGAACCGUGUCCAAUAUGCAAAAAGAAAUUUGAUCCGAUAUAUUUAAAGAAACACAUGCAAAGUGUGCACACUUCAGAGCGCAAGUUUAUUUGCGAUGUUUGCGGUGUUUCUUUUAAAAGUUACCUACUGAUGUACAGCCAUAAACUAUUGCAUUUCGAGCGUAAUUUUCAAUGCACGAUAUGUAAGAAGAAAUUUAUACGUUCAAGUGAUCUGAAAGUACACAUGCGCAUGCAUACCGGAGAGGAGCCAUUUGCUUGUCAUAUUUGCGACAAACGAUUUAAAAUUAGAGUGCGUCUUACCUAUCAUCUAAAACAACAUGAGGGCCACAAGUGGAAGUGCAAAGAAUGUGGCAAAGAGUUUAAUCAGAUUAAACAAUUGAAAAAUCACUCAUACAAACACACUGGUAUGCCGUACAGAUGUUCCUUGUGCCAUUAUGCUUGUGCGGAGCGAAAUAAUCUUAGAAAACAUUUACAUCGUGUGCAUAAUAUGACGUUGACUAAUGAAGAAUACAAUGAUAUGUUCAGAGAGAACACUGGCCGGAAUUCGCAUGUGAAAACUUUGGAGGAAUUGAAAUUUGAAGAGCAGAGCUUGGAAUUAGAAUUACAAGCAGAAGAUCAGAGUAAUAAACACGAUGAGUCAAGUUAAUUAGAAUUCUUGUAGUGCGAGACUACCGAGAAGAGGAUUUUCAUUAUAAGGAUAUGUACAUAUGUAAAAUAACUUUCAUUCAUACAAUUUGAAGCUAAUAAAAAAUUGAUGAUGAGGAUUAGAAAGUGUCAUCAUUAUUAUUAUAAA